This is a messenger RNA of Phytophthora nicotianae INRA-310, 1677 nucleotides long. RefSeq lists its product as hypothetical. The transcript has a single exon. NCBI's taxonomy places the organism in Eukaryota, Oomycota, Peronosporomycetes, Peronosporales, Peronosporaceae. The record is from RefSeq and is a predicted model, not a curated record. The coding region runs from base 1 to 1677 and encodes 558 amino acids.
AUGAAGCGCGUGGCUGCCAAGCCGGGUGUUGCCACACCUGAUGAGGCCUUAAGUGCGUCCGACUCGACGUGUUACGUGUCUCUGAGCGACCACAUCAAGCGCACACGCACCACGAGCCAAGACGAAGGUCUGCUACUGUCCAGUCUGCUGCCAGAGCAAUACUCUGGAUCCGUCUGGAGUCUCGAGUCUUUGGCAAUCCCCAUUACGUACAUCAGCACGGGUAUAAUGUACUCUUUUCCUCAAGCCACCAUCGAGUUUUUCCCGAGGUCGUUAGGCGCCUCAGACGCUCAACUCAGUACAGUGACAGUGGUUCGUGCACUUCCUUGGACGUUCAAAGUGCUCUUCGGACUGUUACCGGAUGUGUUCCCAAUCCACGGUCAACGAUUCACACCCUAUUUGUUCCUCGGGUGUGUGACAGCGUCGCUAUUCCACUUAUUACUGUCGAUUUACAGCGCCUCAGACUCGCUGACGAUCGCGUCGUUCGCACUUUUACUUUUCGGAGCUACAGUCGGUGUGGUUAUGGCGGAUGUCAUGGCAGACGCACUGGUGGCACAUCGGGUGUUACUAUUGCAACAAAAAUCACCGAGGAAGAGAUCGGAGGAGUCAAAACUACAGCAAGAACCCAAGGUAAAGAUGCAAUCGGAGGGAGCAUAUCUGCAGACUACGGUGUAUCUUUGUCGCUUUGCCAGUGAAAUGGUGGGCUAUUGGUUGGGUGCAGCAUUGAGUAACAAAGCACAAUGGGGCUGGGGAGCUUCAAUGGGUCAGCUGUUCGCUUUCCUCGCUUUUGUCCCGAUGAUUUCGGUGCUUCCAGCGCUUAAAUAUCUCUACGAACCGGAGGAGAUCGGACCGAUGCCUCUGCAAGACCAAGUUGCAGGGAUCUGGCUCAUGCUACAGCGACGUGCUACGUGGCAACCCGUGUGUUUCUUGGUGCUGGCAAAUGCCUUCUUUGUGCAGAAUGCAGCAUGGGGAAAUUAUCUUAAAGUGGCGUAUAAUUUCGACGCCUUCCAGUACGGAGCAUUGAGUGGCAUUGGGGCUUGUGUCACUUUCGCUUCGAUCGUCGUGUAUCGGACGCAUAUCAUGCCGCACUUUGAAGCGCCUUGGCACGACGUGUACUUCGUAACAGGCCUCGUUGUUGCCUUCUUUUCACUUCUCAACGUGCUGCUUGUGUUGCAUGUGAACGAGGCCUUUGGCGUCCCUCCCUUUUGGUUUGCGAUGGGUGACGCUGCAGGUGAAUCCUUUGCUCGUGGUUUCCAGUAUCUUCCAGUGGCUCAAAUGUUCGUGGCAGUGUGUCCAGAACACCAAGAAGGGGUGGCAUUUGCACUGCUCACUAGUGUCACCAAUCUCGCGCAGGCAUUUUCCAGUACGAUUUCCAAUAUGUUGCUUCAUAUCUGGUCAGUUGAGUUAACGGAUCUGCAAAAAGUUCCACAUGACUUUAGUGGCGUCUGGAAGCUGUCAGUACUUACGAGCGUCAUUCCGUUGAUCCCAGUUAUGUUUGCAACGACUCGACUGCUGCCAAAGGGACCGCGUCAACUGGAGGAAAUGAGGCACCAGCUUUCGCCAAUUGGGGCUGUAGUUGUCAUCGUUUUGUAUGGUUGCGGGUUUGUCUGGGUGAUUGUGUUGAGUAUGUUAGCAAUAUUUGCACCAUGCCAUGUCAUUGUCGGUGGGCACGGCUGCUAA